This is a messenger RNA of Diachasmimorpha longicaudata, 639 nucleotides long. RefSeq lists its product as uncharacterized. The record is from RefSeq and is a predicted model, not a curated record. The coding region runs from base 1 to 639 and encodes 212 amino acids. The transcript has a single exon. Lineage: Eukaryota; Metazoa; Arthropoda; Insecta; Hymenoptera; Braconidae.
AUGGUAGCCCUUCCAUUCAAUGAAAAACAGCAUCUCCUGGGUAAUUCUUACGGAAUAGCGCUUAAAGGCUUCCACUCCCUAGAACGAAAGUUCAAUAAGGAUCCCGAGCUGUUCAAGCAAUAUUCAGCAACCAUGAAUGAGUACGUCCAGCUUAAUUAUUUAACCAAAGUGGAGAAACCUGCGGAUACAAAAUUUUAUUUGCCUCACCAUGCGGUAAUCAAGAAAGACAACAUAAAAAGCAAGAUCAGAGUUGUUUAUGACGGUUCUGCGAAGACAUCAACAGGCAUAUCGCUGAAUGAAUCAUUGAUGGUAGGACCAACACUGCAAGAAGACAUCUUUUGGCUCGUUCUCCAUUUUCGCACUCAUCAAUAUGCACUAGCAGGCGACAUCGAAAAGAUGUACCUCCAGUUUGGCAUAAAGAAAGAGGAUCAUCGAUACCAGAUAAUUUUAUGGAGAGAUGAAAAUGCAGAUAUCGCCGUAUACGAGCUCAACAAUGUCACUUUCGGACUCUCAUCUUCACCGUAUCAGGCUGUCCAGUGUCUUCAGCAGCUCGCAGAUGAUGAGGCUCAUCAUCAUCCCGUCGCUGCCCGAGUCAGCAAGAAACACAUGUACGUCGAUACGAGCUCGUCGAGCUCGUGA